AUGUGUUUAUUGCCAGAGGCAGGCACGAGGCCUAAGUUUGCUCAGCUUUACAUUUUUGACAAAGAGAAUGAAAUUCAAAAUAAAAUUGAUGCCGUUAGGUCUGGAAACAACUUUAACAAUCUUGACCCAUAUAAUGUGGCAUCGUUGAGAGAUAUAAUUGAUGGUAACAAUGUACUUGCACAGUCGUACCGAGCUGUUCGAGAUCGGCCGGAGGAUCGUCCAGACCUUCUAUGUGGUGUGUUCAAGAUGAAACUCGAUAUUAUGAUGACAGAAAUCAAGAAGGUCGUAUAUUCGGACAUAUUAGAGCAUAAACGCGGUCUACCGCAUGAACAUAUUUUGUUGUGGUUAAAUAAUGACGACAAACCGAAGAACCCAGAAUAUAUUGACCGGAUCAUAUGUGCUGAAAUUCCUGACGAAGAAACCGACAGAAAGAUAUACCACGCACUGAGUGAGAUGCAGAUGGUUAUACUGUUUACAAGAGAAGGGAAUAUGCUACUCAACCAAAACAAGUCCAUCAAAUACAUGUUCAAGUACGUCAACAAGGGCCAGGAUCGUGUUACGGCGGAAUUUUAUGAAACACGCAAUACAGAUGGCGAUGCUGAGAUUCGUGACGAGAUAAAGAUGUACUAUGAUUGCAGAUAUCUUUCGGCAUGUGAGGCCAUGUGGAGGUUGUUUACUUAUGAUAUUCAUUACAGAGACCCAUCCGAAAUUAGGCUAAGCUUUCAUCUGCCCGAUCAUCAGCCUCUGGUCUUCAAUGAAAACUUGUCCUUAUAA
This is a messenger RNA of Erythranthe guttata (spotted monkey flower), 774 nucleotides long. Lineage: Eukaryota; Viridiplantae; Streptophyta; Magnoliopsida; Lamiales; Phrymaceae. The record is from RefSeq and is a predicted model, not a curated record.